Messenger RNA from Eupeodes corollae, 996 nucleotides. RefSeq lists its product as uncharacterized. Bases 1 to 996 code for a protein of 331 amino acids. NCBI's taxonomy places the organism in Eukaryota, Metazoa, Arthropoda, Insecta, Diptera, Syrphidae. The transcript has 2 exons. The record is from RefSeq and is a predicted model, not a curated record.
AUGCCUCAAGUUACCAACUACAUGUUUUUUUCCGAUGCUUCUACUUCUGCUUGUGCUGCUGUCUCUUACCUGCGAGUGAAAACAUCUGAUGGUGAAUAUAGAGUGUCACUUCUUAUGGCAAAAACUAAAGUGGCACCUUUGAAGAAAAUUACCGUUCCGUGCUUGGAACUCAAUGGUGCACUUCUUGCUUCAAAAGUUCCGUCCAAAGUUCUCGACACCUUACAGUUGCCAUCCAUCACCAUCUAUUGCUGGUCAGAUUCGAAGACAACUCUGAGCUGGAUUCGAUCAAACCCAGGAAAACAUAAACAGUAUGUGGCGAACCGAAUCACCAAAAUCCAAGAGCUGACAACUAUCGACUGCUGGAGGUAUGUGCCAACUAAAAGUAAUCCUGCUGACAUAGCUUCUCGAGGCGUCUACCCUUCUCAGCUACAUAGUCUUGACUUAUGGUGGUCUGGUCCAACAUGGCUACAAAAAGAUGAAGGAGAAUGGCCUGAACAAAAAUUUGUCGUCAGUGAUGUACAGGAGGGUAAACCUGUCAGCUCAAAGAGCAAGCUAAUGAAACUCAAUCCAAUGAUUGACGAUACUGGCAUCGUACGAUUGAAUGGCAGAUUAAAAAAUGCCCUAUUGACUGUGUCUGAACGGUUUCCUAUCAUUUUGCCUAAGGAAAGUAAACUUACGUCUUUGCUUAUUGAUCAAGCACAUAACGCCACUAUGCAUGGUGGCAAGCAAACGACAAUUAACUUUCUUCGAAGGCGCUAUUGGAUUAUCGACUGUCGUUCCUCAGUACAGAAGUUCAUUCGUCGAUGCUUGAUAUGCUGUCGUCAUAAGCCACAACCUACAACACAAAUUUUGGGAAUUCUUCCCACACCUCGGUGCACAGCCGCUGCUCCGUUAAGGCAUUCCGGACUAGACUAUGCCGGACCCUAUGCGAUUCGUACAUCAAAAGGCCGAGGUCAUCGAAGUUACAAGGGAUGGGCACUAAAGCUAUUCAUCUAG